Molecule: messenger RNA, 875 nt
Organism: Rubroshorea leprosula
Lineage: Eukaryota; Viridiplantae; Streptophyta; Magnoliopsida; Malvales; Dipterocarpaceae
Source: the annotation of a GenBank genome assembly
AACCAAGCAAAAGCCUACCAAAAUGAGCUACAUCUCAAUUUUUUCCUUCCUCUUUUCUCUUCUCUGCAUACUUACCAUGACCUAUGCCACCACUUUUAACAUCCGAACAGCUACCCAUGCGCUGUAUGGGUUGCUGCAGUCCCUGGUGGUGGUAGGCGUCUCAACCGUGGUGAAACCUGGCAAAUCAAUGUGGCCACUGGCACAACACAAGCCCGCAUUUGGGUUCGAACCAAUUGCCAAUUUGAUGGCUCUGGAAGAGGCAAAUCCCAAACAGGGGAUUGCCAAGGACUCCUGGAAUGCAAAGCCUAUAGAUCUCCACCCAACACGCUGCCUGAGUACGCCCUUGGCCAGUUUAACAAUCUGGACUUCAUUAACAUAUCCAACAUCGACGGGUUUAAUGUCCCCAUGGAGUUCAGCUCCAACUCUCCCAGUGCAAUCGUGCGAUCAAGUGUACUGCAGACAUUAUGGGACAGUGCCGGGCCCGUUGAGGGUACCAGGAGGGUGCAAUGGACCAUGGCCGGUGUUCAAGACAGAGGAAUACCGUUGCAAUUCUGGUAAAUGUCGACCUACAAACUACUCUAGAUUUUUUAAGGAAAGGUGUCCGAAUGUUUACAGCUAUCCUAAAGAUGAUAAAACCAGUGUGUUCACUUGUCCGCAUUCCAUGUGCCAUGGCCCAGUGGCCACUUGCUGUCCCAAAAGACAGUCCGUUGUUUGCACUCUCCAGUCUCGGAUAGGUAGAAGGCUGUACCAAUAGAAAUAUGUGUGGAAAAAUAGAAACUUGAAAAUGGCUAUAGUUAGUCAUUUUGAGCACAUCUCCUGAUGUAGUGAUGUGCCCUCAUGCUGUUGUUCCAAUAAAUUAAAUAAUUCCACUCUAU